Amaranthus tricolor (Joseph's coat) is the source of this 1829-nucleotide messenger RNA. Its product is annotated as protein ABSCISIC ACID-INSENSITIVE 5-like. Gene Ontology annotation, molecular function: DNA-binding transcription factor activity. The record is from RefSeq and is a predicted model, not a curated record. Gene Ontology annotation, biological process: positive regulation of DNA-templated transcription. Bases 271 to 1641 code for a protein of 456 amino acids. NCBI's taxonomy places the organism in Eukaryota, Viridiplantae, Streptophyta, Magnoliopsida, Caryophyllales, Amaranthaceae. The transcript has 6 exons. Gene Ontology annotation, cellular component: nucleus.
AAAACAUCGAGUCUUCAAAAGAAAAAAAAAAAAGAGAAACUUUUUUCUUUCUUUUGGGAUAUUUGAUUUUGAUAUCUUCACUCUCAGUUAGCCGGCUGUCGGAUCGUAAAGUAAAGCCAUUAUAUUGAUCUGAAGAAGAGAGACGCAAUACAAACGAAGAUAAGUAAAAGUUUUCUCGUUUUUGAAGCUAGAAUUUGCCAAUACUUGGUUAUAACAAGAAACAACACCUAAUACUCUUUUUGCCUAAGCUAUCAGGAUUGCAAUUUGCAAAUGGUGGCGGCCGAAUCAGAUAUGAUGGCUCAAUCGGAAGUUAAUUCACCCGCGAUGACGAGCAACUUAGAUCCUCAUAACAAUACCAAAACCAAUCAGACUACACAAGAACAUAAUCAAAAUCACAAUGACGGAAAUAGCAAUUAUGUGUUCCCGAAUUUGGGGCGACAGUCUUCGAUAUAUUCCCUUACGUUGGACGAGUUUCAGCACACUCUUAGCGAGAACGGAAAGAAUUUCGGGUCGAUGAAUAUGGAUGAGUUUCUGAACAGUAUUUGGACCGCAGAGGAAAAUCAAGCACAUCAUCAUCAUCAUGAUAAUACGAAUGGAAUUCAUGUGCAGCCAAAUCAAGCUCAUAAUAAUGUCGGUGUGGACCGUGUGAUAACCUCUUCAGUUAGUAGAGGGACAAUAUCUAAGCAGCCGAGUUUGCCUAGGCAAGGUUCGCUUACGUUACCGGCUCCGCUAUGCAGCAAGACUGUCGAUGAAGUUUGGACCGAGAUUCAGAGGAGUCAUCGGCCUGAUGAGGAUGAGCAGCAGCCGAAUCAGCAGCAACCGCCGGUAGGGACUUCUACGUCGACUCAACGACAACCAACAUUCGGAGAGAUGACUCUAGAGGAUUUUUUGAUUAAGGCCGGUGUGGUACGAGAACAAUGUGGGUCCGGGACAGCGAUGCCAUUGGCAUCGAUUACCCCUGCGCCAUCCGCUCAGCACGCGCCUCCUCAUCAGUACGGGUUUAGUACUCCACAGAUUGGUCCUGCAUUUGUCACCCGGCCCAUGAUGGGGAUUGCUCCAGGAGGGCCCUACCAAACUAUACCGCCGACUGCAGGAGAGGGAUCCGGGUAUACAACGAAUGGGAAGAGAAAUAAUGGGUAUCCAGCUCCGGUGGUGGGGCCCUCAGUGGCAUGUUAUGGCGGUAGGAUGACUAAUGGAGGGGCUUCUGGAGGAGGAUUUGCCCCUGGGCCUGGGUUGUCCCCGGUUAGUCCGGUUUUGCCCGAAGGUAUGUGUGGACCUGGCCAGGUGGAUAAUUCGGGUUGUCAGUUUGGGCUCGACAUGUCGACGUUGCGUGGGCGGAAGAGGAUUAUUGAUGGACCGGUUGAGAAGGUCGUAGAACGAAGGCAAAGGAGGAUGAUCAAGAAUCGGGAGUCCGCCGCAAGGUCUAGAGCAAGGAAACAGGCGUAUACGGUAGAAUUGGAAGCAGAACUAAACCAAUUAAGAGAGGAAAAUGCACAAUUAAAGCAGGCCUUGGCAGAAAUCGAGGCACAAAGGAAGCAGCAGUGUAACGAGGAGCAGAACGUACAGAUAGCACUUAGCAGGGCGCAACGAGCUCAAGGAAAAUUGAGAGCGAUGAGAAGGAGCGGGAGCUGCAAUCUUUAGGUUAGUACACGAGAAACCCGAGUCCGGAUAAGUGACUAGUAUUUCAAUGUAUGCUUAUCUUUGGAGAUUAAUAACUAGUUAUCGUUUCGUUUAGAUUACAUUAUACACAGCAAAACGACAUACUUCAUUCCGAGCACUGCUCUUCGGUUGUUAUAUUUGAUCUUUGAGACGAUGUAAAUAUUUCUUUC